Molecule: messenger RNA, 612 nt
Organism: Rosa rugosa (rugosa rose)
Lineage: Eukaryota; Viridiplantae; Streptophyta; Magnoliopsida; Rosales; Rosaceae
Product: putative B3 domain-containing protein At1g78640
Exons: 2
Coding region: 1-612 (203 amino acids)
Molecular function (GO): DNA binding
Source: RefSeq, a predicted model, not a curated record
AUGGAAGAGAAGCCCUCAAAAACCCUCAAUUUGAUCGACAAGUUAAUGCAUGCAGCAGAAUCGCCCUCAACUGCUAGUAGUAGCAGAACCAAGUUGAAGAAGAAACGUGACCCAGUAGUGGAAUGUGAUGAUGCUCAGAACCUUCAUACACUUAGUGAAGGGAGCGCUAGGCCGAGUGCUUGUCAUCAUAUUGAUGAGCAGGUGGCUCGUGACCCAGCCUUAUACAAAAUAAAGAAGAAGUUGACUCUAAGUGACCUUGGAAACUUGAGCAGGCUCUUGGUGCCGAAAGAGAUGGUCAAGAAACAUGUUCUGCCUUCGGUGGAUGCCGACUUUGUACAAAGACUCGAGAGCAAAGCCGGUAAACAAGUUACGGUUAAAGACUCUGACAAAGAGACCGAGCAUCAAUUAACUUUUAGAUACUUGAGGUCGUCGAAGAGUUAUGUUUUCAAUGGAAAUUGGAUGGAAAUCGUGAAGGGAAGAGAUUUGAAGAAGGAUGAUGAAAUUGGACUUUACUGGGACACUCUCAAUUCCAAGUUCCACUUUUCUCUUCUGAAAGUUGCAAGCCAAGAAAGCCAAGCUGCCGAUGAAGUUACUCGUGUUCAUCAACAAUGA